Andrographis paniculata is the source of this 1667-nucleotide messenger RNA. RefSeq lists its product as uncharacterized. Gene Ontology annotation, cellular component: nucleus. Bases 89 to 1432 code for a protein of 447 amino acids. NCBI's taxonomy places the organism in Eukaryota, Viridiplantae, Streptophyta, Magnoliopsida, Lamiales, Acanthaceae. The record is from RefSeq and is a predicted model, not a curated record. The transcript is spliced from 2 exons.
CCGAUCGAUAUUAAUCUUCCUUUCGACAAAAAUAUUACUCUGAACCCUAAUUCCUCUUUCGGUCUGUAAUUGGGAUCCGAUUUCUCGUAUGGAUUCUCUGCUCGCAAAUUACGCCUCCUCAGAUGAAGACGACGGCGAAGAACAACCGCUGCCUACAGCGCCUGCGGGAAAGCCAGGGAGAUCGAAACCGGAAUCGAUAGCCGGCGGCAACGUGGACGGAGACUUUCUUCCGGAUUCCGGCACGAGGCGCGGCGGGAUCUUCGGUUCCCUACCGCCUCCGACGAAAUCAUCACUUUUCAAUUCGCUUCCCCCGCCAAAAUCCGAUCAUUUGCCUCUCCCUAAGCCUGAAGGAAAAGUCGAUCGGAGAGCAGAAGCAGAUGAGCGCGAAGGGAUUUCUAACCCUAACCCUAAGUCAUCGUCUUCUACAUCGUUGUUCUCUUCUCUUCCUUCGCCAAAGUUGACUGCGCCAUCUUCUUCUUCUACCAGCUCUAAAAAGGUUGUUCAAUUCAGACCUCCGACGAUGACGAGUGCUUACGCCGCUCGUGCUGACUAUGAAGAUGAUGAUGAGGAAGAGGAUGAAAAGGAAAGGCAGAGGAAGAGAUCAAAAGCAUCGUUGUCUACAUCUUCUGCAUCGUCGUUCUUGUCCAGCAUUCCUGCCCCCAAGCACUCAACAACAUUAGGUGCACUGCCCUCGGCAUCCGGUACUGGAAGGAGAUCCAUGCUUGAAACUGAUACUCCAGCCUCCAGUGCAAGUACAGUUGGGGCCGAGGUUGCAAAUGCUGAUGAUGGAUAUACGAAGGAUCAGUCUAGUGAAAUGGUGUAUGACUAUUCUACCCAGGCUUAUUACAGUGGUUAUAGUUCGGUCUCCAGCAGUGGCGUAGGUGUGAAUUCAGAUGGUUUGAGUGGCGAAAGCCAUGCUUAUUAUGGCACUUAUAACGUUGGUUCCACAGCAGGAGAUGAUGCGAAUGUUAACACCAAUUUAGGAUCCUAUGAAGGUGUUGAUUAUUCCUAUGUGAAUGAGCAAAAUGUGGGAUAUACAGAUUAUGACGGUGGUUAUGGUAAUAAUGCACAGUAUGAGGAUAAUUGGGUCACUGUUUCUGCUGUGCCUGAAGCUUCGGGAGUAAUUGAAAAUGUCCUGCCGGUGCCUGGGAAGAGGGGCAGGAAAGAUGUUCCACCACAAAUAGUCGAGGUGAACCAGGAUGAGUUGAUGAAAAAUCGGCCAAGACAAGACCAGGUCAAAUUAACUGGGAUUGCAUUUGGCCCAGCAUAUCAGCCUACAUCAACUAAGGGUAAACCCACAAAGCUGCAUAAGAGAAAGCAUCAAAUCGGGGCUCUGUAUUUCGACAUGAAACAGAAGGAGAUGGAGCUGGCCGAGAGACGUUCUCAGGGCCUCCUCACCAAAGCUCAAACCCAGGCAAAAUACGGAUGGUGAGCUCAUUCGCAAUACCACAUUAUACUCCAAUUCAGCUUUUUUGCACUGCCCCCUUUGUGAUUGUAAAGCAGAAUGUUUUCACUUUUCGCAACUCUCUCAAAUUAAAAUCUAUUGUCAUUACAUUUUGCUGUGCCGCUCAAUUAUUAUAGCUCGCUGUGGUGUGGAUUAUGGUCAGUUUUUAAGUUGCAAUGCAGUGCCGAUUGUGUUGUUGCCUUAGCUUCUGCAUUGUGCUUUU